Vigna unguiculata (cowpea) is the source of this 2355-nucleotide messenger RNA. RefSeq names its product IQ-domain 17 (gene IQD17). The record is from RefSeq and is a predicted model, not a curated record. NCBI's taxonomy places the organism in Eukaryota, Viridiplantae, Streptophyta, Magnoliopsida, Fabales, Fabaceae. Gene Ontology annotation, molecular function: protein binding.
GAUUUUAAAUGAAGGGUGGCUCAGAUAUUUCACUGGCGACAGAGCCAUGAGGAGGACAAGGUUACUGUAGCAUUGCUCAACUGUGUUGUUGUGUACUUGUUCAAAUUAAUAACAAAGACUGAACAAGAGCUCCAUUAGUGUUGUGUUGGCCUUCUCCUUGUUUUUCCUUCUGUCUAUUUUCCCCAGACAAGGUUAAAGGAGGUUGGUUGAGUUGAGCCUCAACCUUUCCUCUGUCUUUAACUCUUCAUUACAGGUUAUUUUCUGGCUCUUUCUGAAAGCUGUUUUUAGUGGUUCAAGCUGUAAAUGCCGCUGUCUCUGAGAUAGAUUUACAUGGGGAAGAAGGGAAGUGGUAGUUCGUGGUUAACUGCUGUCAAAAGGGCAUUCAGAUCUCCCACCAAAGACAGUGACAAAAGGAGUGGCAGAAGAAGAGAAGACUGUGAUCAAGAAGAAGACGAAGAAAAGAAAAGGGAAAAGAGAAGAUGGAUUUUCAGGAAGACUCACAUGAGUCAAGAAGGAGCGAACACCAACAACAACAACACUCAACAAAAGUCGAAGCAUGAUGUGGCGGCAGCAGCUGGUGGGGGUUCAAGGACAGACCAGGAUCAGAAGCAUGCACUUGCGGUGGCAGUGGCCACCGCAGAAGCCGCCAUGGCGACCGCUCAGGCGGCGGUGGAGGUGGCAAGGCUGACCAAACCUGCUAGCCAUGCAAGGGAGCAUUAUGCUUCUGUUGUGAUCCAAACAGCUUUCAGAGGGUAUCUGGCCAGAAGAGCACUUCGUGCACUGAAGGGGUUGGUGAAGUUGCAAGCUUUGGUUAGGGGUCACAAUGUUCGGAAGCAGGCAAAGAUGACCCUUAGAUGCAUGCAGGCUUUGGUUAGAGUUCAAGCAAGGGUCCUUGACCAGCGCAUAAGGUCUUCACUUGACGGUAGCAGAAAAUCCACCUUCAGUGACACCGCCAGCGUUUGGGACUCGCGGUAUCUUCACGAUAUUUCAGAUAGGAAAUCAGUGUCAAGAGAGGGGAGCAGCAUUGCAGAUGACUGGGAUGAACGUCCUCACACGGUUGAAGAAGUGAAGGCCAUGUUGCAGCAGAGGAAGGAAGCAGCAAUGAAGAGAGAUAAGACCCUGUCCCAGGCCUUUUCCCAACAGAUUUGGAGGAAUGGUAGGACAUCAUCGAUUGGAAACGAAGACGAGUUGGAAGAGAGACCAAAAUGGCUAGACCGGUGGAUGGCGACGAAGCCAUGGGAGAACAGAGGAAGAGCUUCAACAGAUCAGAGAGACCCCAUUAAGACAGUGGAGAUCGACACCUCUCAACCUUAUUCAUAUCUGGGAACCAAUUACAGAAGAUCACAUCCAAAUUAUCAAUACAACCCAAACCACCAUCAACCACAAAGACACUCCAUUGCUUCUCCACUCCACAGAUCUCACCAAAAUGGAUCCAUUCACCAGUCCCCGGCAACCCCUUCUCCCGCAAAAUCAAGACCCAUCCAAGUCCGGUCAGCAAGCCCUCGUUGCAUCAGAGAAGACAGAAACUACCCCACCUCACAAACACCAAGCUUGAGGUCCAAUUACCAUUACACAGGAAACUUGUACCAAAAUGGAAGGGGUGUUGGAUCUGGAACUAGUAGUAACGGUGCUGCUACAUUGCCGAAUUACAUGGCGGCGACGGAGUCUGCAAAGGCUCGAAUCCGGUCACAGAGCGCGCCAAGGCAGAGGCCAUCGACACCGGAGAGGGACAGGGUUGGAUCGGCAAAGAAAAGGCUUUCUUUUCCUGCUCCAGACCCUUAUAGCGUGGGAGUGAGUUAUGGAAACUACGGGCACAGUUUGAGGAGUCCAAGCUUCAAGAGUGUGAGUGGAUCACACUUCGGGUUGGAGCAGCAAUCAAAUUACUCCUCUUGCUGCACGGAAAGUGUUGGCGGUGGUGAGGUUUCUCCGUCUUCAACCGGCGACCUUAGGAGGUGGUUGAGAUGAUUUGUUGCUACUUUAAUGAGUAGAAACAUGGCCGGACCCAUUAGGUCAUCACUUCUUCGAUUUCAUUUAUUUGGGCUUUUUGUGAUGUUAUUAGAGUUAAUUUUAGUUUUAACCCAGAAGAAAGUUAUUUACCGGGGUAACCUGAAUCUGAUGUUUAGGAGCAGGGAAACAAUUUAUUGUGUUGGUUUAUGAUUCGUUUUUUUCAUAGUUUUGUUAAGAUGGAAAGAUAAAAAAAAAAAAAGUGAGAGCCGUAUGUGGUGGCCUACCUCACUUGGGAUGUUGUGUUGAUGUUGAAAGAAUUGCCUAGACCAUCUGAAUAGCUUUUAAUGGACUGUCCUGUCACAGUAGCAUGUAAUAUUUCGUAUUUUAGCAUUGCCUUCACUUAGCAAA